This is a messenger RNA of Schizophyllum commune H4-8, 2464 nucleotides long. Its product is annotated as UPF0187-domain-containing protein. Lineage: Eukaryota; Fungi; Basidiomycota; Agaricomycetes; Agaricales; Schizophyllaceae. The record is from RefSeq and is a predicted model, not a curated record. The transcript is spliced from 10 exons. Gene Ontology annotation, molecular function: chloride channel activity. The coding region runs from base 202 to 2022 and encodes 606 amino acids.
CCGCGCUUCUCUCCGUCUGCCAGCACGCUCGUAUCGCUCUCGACGUUCCCACUCCACCGCGUCCCUCGCUGCACACAGUCACUCGUUCGCUACACACGGUCACUAAUCCAAGCAGCUUCACGCAAUUCGAGCAGGCGGAAACAGAUCCUCAAGACAAGCGCUACAGAAUCCGGUAUACGUCCAGAAGAUCACUAAGCGACUAUGGUGGCGGCAAAUCCACUGUUUCGCGGACGGUGGACGCUCAAGCGGUUCAAUGCAACUGUUAUCAACGAUAUCUGGCCAGAAGUAUUCUUCUUCACCCUCGUGGCUACUAUGGUCACCUGCGUCUCGAAGUUCACGACGAAAGAUCUAGGCGUGAACAACUCGCUGCUCACCGUUCUCGGUACGGUGUUGGGUCUGGUCAUCUCGUUCAGGACCUCAACUGCGUAUGAGAGAUACCAGGAUGGCCGGAAGAUGUGGACGAACAUCACAAUUGCAUCGCGGAAUGUCGCUCAGAUGAUCUGGAUUCAUGUAUCCAACGAUCGCCCACCCAAGGAUGGCCAGCCCGGACAGAGCGUCCUCAAGAGCAUCAUCGAGAAGAAGAGCAUGAUUAAUCUCGUCCAAGCCUUCUCCGUCGCUGUCAAGCACCAGCUCCGCGGCGAGCCCGGCAUCUACUACCAGGACCUCUACCCCCUCCUCUGUUUCCUCCCCCGCUACGCCUCGACCUCGCACACCUCCGACGAUCUCAACCCGCUCUGGUGGGCCUCCGAGGAGGACGCGCACCCGAUGGACCACGCGCACGCGGCCAUGGGCCUCAAUCACCAUAAUAGCACGGCGAACCCGCGCGCGGCGGGCGACAACCCGCACAUGCCCGCGCUGCAGCACACGUCCUCGCUCCCGAACGCAGCGCCGAAGCAUGAUGCGAUGAGCCGGAGCACGGUGGUGGGGGGCGGGACGGAUGAUGGAAGGUCGGAGAAGAGCUGGUUCAAGAGCCUGGGGAGUCGGGGGACGAGUGCGCUUGGGCAUAAUGCGAAUACGCUGACGAGGGAUGCGAGUACGGCGCAUCGUCCGCUGCAUCGUAAGCGGCGCUCGAUGUUCGAUCCCGAGAAGGCGUUGCCCGAUGUGCAGCCGCACCGGCCGUUGCGCCCGGCAAGGAGCCCGCCCAACCCGUCCUUCUACGACUAUUUGCCGGUGUUCAGGUUGUUCCGCUACUGCUACAAGAUACUUGUGGGCAAGCGCAAGGAGGUGCAGCAGCAGCCAAUCGGAGGCAGGAACAUCUUUGGCAAGAAGGUCAACCCCGAGCAGGUCGACUCGAAUGUACCGUUCGAGGUGUGCUUAUAUCUUUCUGCAUACUCGGCUUUCUUGAUGCGCAAGGGCCUUCUGCAACCCGCCAUUGCGUCCGCCCUCGCCAACGCGCUGGGCAUGCUUCAGGACACGGUCACCAAUCUCGAGCGUAUCCGUAGCACGCCCCUGCCUUUCGCGUACCAGGCUCAUCUUCGCAUGUCGCUAUGGCUCUACCUCCUCUUCCUUCCCUUCCAGGUCUACCCUCUCAUGGAUUGGAUUACGAUCCCCGGAACCGCCUUCGCUUCAUUCCUUCUCCUUGGCUUCCUUGAAAUUGGGCAGGAGAUUGAGAACCCUUUCAACUACGACGAGAACGAUCUUGACCUCGACGGCUUCUGCCUCUCCAUCCAGCGCGAGCUGCACGAGAUUACCGCCCACACUGCGCCUGAGCCCUCCGAGUUCGUCUUCAGCAUGUGGAACCAGCCCUUCGCGCCCGCCGACCGGCGCACCGCGUACGAUCUCGUCGGCCCCGCGCGCGCGGACGGGGCGGAGGAAGAGAAGGAGUAUGUCUUCCCGCCGCCGAGGGAGUAUGGCGGCUUCGCGGCGAAUGGGAGGGGCUCGAUGGAGCAGGGUUACCGGGCGUCUGCGGAGCAUGCGAUGGAGGGCGCGCAGGUGCAUGGCGCAGAACCUGGGAUGCCGAGUGUGAGGCGGGCGCUCUUGAAGGGGUGGAGGGAUGUGGAUCUGUUGACGAGGGAUUGGUGAGCGGAUUGAGCCCGUUCAGCUGGCUGAUCUGUCUUCGCCUCGUCGCGGCCAUCAUACGCGGGGCGACAUCCCCCGCCCGUUACCCCCAAAAGCUAGCGCCGUUCUCAUCGUCGGCUGGUCCUGCCGUGGACGGCGCUCCUUGCUAUUUUGCUGUCGAUAUUGGUAUGCUCUGUGCUCUCUCGUUACUCAUUGUGAACAUUCGGUCGGAGACGACCUCAUACCUCAUAGCGGACAUCCAUAUCUUGGCUGAUAAUAACCUCAUAGCAAACUACAAUAACCUCAUAGCGGACUACCAGUGCUUAUGCUCUCAUAUGUUCUUAUGUAUCUAUUUACUGGACGUCUGACGCUGUGCGUCCGUCCUGGCGCUCUUUGGGUUUAGGUUAUUUAGUUGAAUAUAGGCAGUAUAAUGGGAGGAAUAUUAGCUCAACUGCUACUACUGCAA